Messenger RNA from Arachis duranensis, 1203 nucleotides. RefSeq lists its product as uncharacterized. Bases 1 to 1203 code for a protein of 400 amino acids. The record is from RefSeq and is a predicted model, not a curated record. The transcript has a single exon. Lineage: Eukaryota; Viridiplantae; Streptophyta; Magnoliopsida; Fabales; Fabaceae.
AUGGGAUUAAAUGAUGCAGUUAUACCCGAUGGAGAUGAAGACAUCGCAGAUGGAAGAUUACAUGAGGGCUCCUUUGAUGAUGGUAGUGAGUUCAAUGAAUUUUUAAAAGACGGAAAUGAAAAGUUGCACGAGGGCAGUAAAUGCACAAAGUUGGAGUUUAUAAUUAAAUUGUAUCACAUAAAGGUUUUGUGUAGAAUAAGUGAUAAGGCCAUGACUAUGAUAUUGAAUUUGUUGAGAGAUACAUUUGGUGGAAUACAGUUGCCUUCUAGUUUUUAUUUGGCCAAGCAAGUAAUUUGCAAACUUGGCCUGGAAUAUACUAAGAUAGAUGCUUGCCCAAACGAUUGUAUGUUAUAUCUAGAUGACAAUCCAGAUAACGUACAAGACACAUGCAAGUAUUGCGGUAUAUCUAGAUGGAGCCCUAAGAAAAAAAAGAAAAAGCAAGCUGCAAAAGUUUUGCGAUACUUUCCACUGAAGCCAAGGUUGAAAAGAUUAUAUAUGUGUAGCAAGACGGCUGAGCACAUGCAAUGGCAUAAUUCUGCACCUGCAAGAGAUGGAUUACUGAGACUUCCAAGGGACGGCCAAGCGUGGAAGGAUUUUAAUGCUACGCACACUUUGUUUGCCGAAGAGCCACGAAAUAUUUGCUUAGGUCUUGCAACUGAUGGUUUUAAUCCCUUUGGAGCCUUGAGUUCUACUAAUAGUGUUUGGCCUGUGUUCCUGAUUCCAUACAAUCUUCCACCUUGGAUGUGUAUGAGUCACACUUCGUUCAUCUUAUCAAUGAUUAUUCCAGGAAAGAAGUCUCCAGGAAAUAAGAUAGAUGUGUACUUGCAGCCCCUUAUAGAUGAAUUGAAAAAUUUGUGGAAUGAUGGUGUGGAGACCUUUGACUCAUCAUCUGGAAACACAUUUAGAAUGCAUGCAGCUCUUAUGUGGACAAUAAGUGAUUUUCCUGGGUUAGGUAUGCUAUCUGGUUGGAACACACACACCGGUUUAGCUUGUCCCACUUGUAACUUUGAUUCUUUUCCUUGUUAUCUCCGUCAUAGUUCUAAAUGGUGCUUCAUGGGUCAUAGACGUUUUUUGGGAAGAAAUCAUAGAUUUAGACUGAAUCGUUUUUGUUUUGACAAAAGCACAGAGGAGCAUGGUCCACCUAAGAAGUUAUCAGGUUUUGACAUUCUUGAACAACAAGAGGAUGUUGAAGCACGAGACUAG